AUUUGCUGAGGCUCGUUCGUAAUGAAAGGGAGCGCGUGAGCGGGCUAGAGCUUCUUGGUGGAGUGUCUAAAUGUGCUUGACUUCCUCGCAUUAUAUUGUGUGGAGGAGCGCUGCACACGUUGUUAUAGCACACCGACAUCGUACUUAGAAAUACUAAUCUCCUGUUCGGGGAGAAUACAAAAUCAAAUUCAGUAUUCUUUCCCGAAGUCUGUUAUUCACAGCUUGCGAAAAAAAUGUCGGCACCAGCGGCAAAAGUGAGUAAAAAGGAGCUGAACUCAAACCAUGACGGAGCGGACGAGACCUCCGAAAAAGAGCAACAGGAAGCUAUUGAACACAUCGACGAAGUUCAAAACGAAAUUGACAGACUGAAUGAGCAAGCAAGUGAGGAGAUAUUGAAAGUAGAACAGAAAUACAAUAAACUCCGUCAGCCGUUCUUUCAGAAGAGAUCAGAACUGAUUGCUAAAAUCCCCAACUUCUGGGUCACCACAUUCGUCAACCAUCCACAAGUUUCUGCUCUUCUUGGGGAGGAAGAUGAGGAGGCACUUCACUAUCUGACCAGGGUGGAGGUUACAGAGUUUGAAGAUAUCAAAUCGGGCUACAGAAUAGAUUUUUAUUACGAUGAAAAUCCAUACUUUGAAAACAAAGUCCUUUCCAAAGAGUUCCAUCUGAACGAGAGUGGAGACCCAUCCUCAAAGUCGACAGAAAUCAAAUGGAAAUCAGGAAAGGACCUGACAAAGCGCUCCAGCCAGACACAGAACAAAACCGGCAAGAAGAGGCAACAUGAAGAGCCAGAGAGCUUCUUCACCUGGUUCACUGAUCACUCAGAUGCUGGGGCAGAUGAGCUGGGAGAGGUUAUCAAGGAUGACAUCUGGCCAAACCCCCUGCAGUACUACCUGGUUCCUGACAUGGAUGAUGAAGAGGGUGAAGGUGAAGAUGAUGAUGACGAUGAGGAAGGCCUUGAGGACAUUGAUGAGGAGGGUGAUGAAGAUGAUGGGGAGGAGGAUGAAGAGGAGGAUGACGGAGAUGAUGGGGAGGAUGAUGGAGAAGAUGACUAAACUGGAAAGUUAAAUAAUCUACCAAUACCCUUUGCUAUCCCCCCCCCCAUUUGGUUAUCCACCCAUAUUUAGGAGAGAUUUUUUUUACUUUUAUUUUGUGCUUCAUUUCCUCAUUCUGAAGCCUCUCCUGUCUGUGCCAUGUUUCAUUUUUUCUCCUCUAAAACCAAUGUCAAAAUUCUUGCCUUUGAAUUGUCAAACCACAAUAAUUCCCACAUUAAUCUAGGGGGGGGAACUACUAGAAUAAGCAUGCCAUCUUGUAGUUAAAUGAAUGGCAAUUUUUAUAAAUUGUUCUUCCUGUUAACGGUUGUGCAAUUUAAAUUAACAAAAGCCAUGGUGCAUUGACUUGGCACUAGUGGACCCCUCCAGUUUUUAUACUUUUGUUCAGUUGAGUAGAUCCCCCCCCCAAAAAAAUCCCCCUGUGUGGUUAAGUCAGCAGAUAAAGUACUAGCUCAUUCCUAUCAGUUUUUGCAAUGUUUGUGGUCUAUGCUGGGGUAGGGCAGAGAGACAGACGUCUUAGGGUGUUGGGGAGGGUGGGAAUUUUGGGGCCAUUACUAUGUAUUUUAUUUUUUUUCAUUUGUAUUGUUUUACAGACAUCCGUGAGAUUUGAAAUUACAUUUUUAAUAAACCAAACAAAACGUUUAAAAAAAUGCUUGUAAAUUUGGGCCCCCACUGCUUCAUGGAAAAUGACCUUGUUAUCUCAUGGAAUUUGCAUCUAAUCACCAUUUUAAUUUCUGCUGGGGAAAAAAAUGUUUUAAACUUAGUGUACAAGUUUCUUUGUUACAAUAAAACUUAAUGUGUACACAAAUGUUUCAUCUAACCAACCGUAGUUAAAUUAGUUAUCUAGAGCCAGAAGCUACACGAUAGAUGUCUGUCUGGCUGUUACAUCUAGAAUUGUGGUAUGCUGGCAGUUUUGGACUGGUAUGUUAAACUGUCAGUAACAGUAUCGAUCUCAAAAGUGCUUACUUUGUAAUACACAAUCACAGGAAAUACCA
Molecule: messenger RNA, 2047 nt
Organism: Oncorhynchus keta (chum salmon)
Lineage: Eukaryota; Metazoa; Chordata; Actinopteri; Salmoniformes; Salmonidae
Product: protein SET-like
Exons: 8
Coding region: 234-1055 (273 amino acids)
Biological process (GO): nucleosome assembly
Cellular component (GO): chromatin; nucleus
Molecular function (GO): histone binding; chromatin binding
Source: RefSeq, a predicted model, not a curated record